This is a messenger RNA of Salpingoeca rosetta, 2145 nucleotides long. RefSeq lists its product as uncharacterized. The transcript is spliced from 11 exons. Gene Ontology annotation, biological process: vesicle-mediated transport. NCBI's taxonomy places the organism in Eukaryota, Choanoflagellata, Craspedida, Salpingoecidae. The coding region runs from base 1 to 2145 and encodes 714 amino acids. The record is from RefSeq and is a predicted model, not a curated record. Gene Ontology annotation, cellular component: nucleus. Gene Ontology annotation, molecular function: zinc ion binding.
AUGGAUCCACACAAUACCCGCGUCCGCAUCACUUCCCUCCUGUCGUCCAUCGCGGACUCAGCAAAGGAGCAUGCGGAAAGCAAGGAUGACGACAAGGCAACCUGCCGCCCACACAACAAGGACGACUUUGCUGCGCGCGUCGACACGUUCAAGGUCACCACGUGGUUCAACAAACCAAGCGAGCUAUCGUCGCUCCAGUGCGCCCGCUUCGGCUGGACCAACAGCAAGGAGGACACCCUCACAUGUGUUACCUGUCGUUCCAUCCUCAACUGCCGCAUCGACAACAGCCUCUCCGCCACUUCAGUGCAAUCGUUGGUGGCCAAGUUUGCCGACAAUCUCAAGACGGGUCACAAGACGUGGUGCCCGUGGCGCACCAACUACUGCCGCGUGGAAAUGGCACACCCCCCAGUCGAGGACAAGCCGACAGAACAGCACUUGAUCAACGACAGGCUGCGUUCACUGGUGCGUUUGCACAAUUUGCCGCCAACCCGCAUCCAUCAAUCCGUGUUCAACGACCUCAAGCGCUUGCACACCGCCCUCAAUCUGGGUGACGCGUUCGCACCAGUUGACGGCGCUGCCGCCAUGAAGGUGGCCCACCUCCUCCUCGCUCUCACGGGAUGGAGCAGCGACCAGCAGCCAAACAGAAUGGUGCGGACGCUCAAGUGCGGCCUGUGCCAGCGCGCGUGCGCCGUGUGGAACUUCGACCACGUCGUCGAUGGCGGUGUCUUUCCAACCAAUUGCCAUGGUGACGGCGGUGGUGGUGGUGGUGGUGGUGGUGGUGGUGAUGGUGAUGCGUCUGGCGAUGGUGAUGACGCAGCGGUGGAGGCAGUGGCAGCAACAAGCACAGCAACCACCACAACAGCAGAUGGGAGCGGUGGCGGUGCGCUGGUGGUGUAUGAGGGCGGGUUUGAGGACGACACAGCCGCAGCACAAGGCAGGGUCACAGCGGCAGCAAAGCAGUUUGCCAACCGGUGGGCUGUGCCCGCAGUGACGCCGCACCAUGCAGCAACGGUGCCUGCAAGCACAGAGAAGCAACAGAAGUGCGAGAAGCAACAGGAGCGUGAGAAGCAACAGGAACACCAGCAGUUGCAGGGUGAGUCUGGGCUGAGGUACGGCAGGAAGGCGAUGCAGACGAGUUCAAGCAUCCUGGAGGCGCGACGGCGCGCGGCCAUGGGGCUGGACACGGCAGGACCAAGGUUUGGAGCGGCCACGAGCAGCGUGGGCCAGUUUCUGUUUGGUCUCAACUUCAAGUUCAACCCGAACGCAGCCCAUGUGGCCAAAGCAGAGACGGCCAAGCGGUCACAGGCGGAUGCCCGCACCGCCGCUAACAGCAGCAGUAGUACAACAACCAGUAUGGAGGGCGACGCAGUAGAGCCUGCGGCGAAGAAGGCCAAGCAACCACACCUGUCCCAGCAGCAGCAGCAGGUACGACAGCGGUCGGUUGGAGGGAAGGCACUUCACUGGGGUGACUUCAACCCCGUCACGAGCCAUCGCCCCUGCUGUGUGUGGGCCAACCCCGAGCGUGCUGCUCAAGUGCUCAGCGUGCUGUUGAACAGCGACAAGAACGCCAGCACCACCACCAGCCGCAUGGGCAGCGCCACCACAACGCCGCUGAAACAGCCGCACGCUUCAUUUGCGCAAAGCCCAGCCGCCACACCAUCGCCCGCACAGCAGGCAGCCACAACGCCGCGUGAGCACCAGCCACAGCAAGACCGCCAGCAGCGCCAACAGCAAGCGGAGGAGGGCGAGCAUACACGUGAUGAGAGCGCCGACGAAGACCACCACCACCACCAGCAGCAGCAGCAGCAGCAGCAAACCCGCUUGGAGAAGGCAAAGGCGGCAGUGGAGGCAACGCAACAGAGAAGGAAACCGGCGACCAUGACGGCAGACGCGUGGAUUUGGAUUAUUGCAGUGAUUGUUAUUGUGUUCCUGCUCUUCUUGAUGGUCUUCAACUUGCUGGCGUUUGACGAACUUCGCAAUGACCACAAGAACCCCGUCGACGUGUCGGCAUCCAUCAACCCGUGGGUGCUUCCCGAGUAUGCAGCGCACACUGCACUGACGGUGGUGUUCCUCUUCACCGGCAAAUGGGUGUGCUUCGGCAUGAACGCCAUAUUGGUCGCCUACCAUGCUCACAGGUGUGUUUGA